Messenger RNA from Puntigrus tetrazona (Sumatra barb), 1490 nucleotides. RefSeq lists its product as uncharacterized. The record is from RefSeq and is a predicted model, not a curated record. The coding region runs from base 145 to 837 and encodes 230 amino acids. The transcript is spliced from 4 exons. NCBI's taxonomy places the organism in Eukaryota, Metazoa, Chordata, Actinopteri, Cypriniformes, Cyprinidae.
UGAAAAGCGCCUGCACAUGAUAUAAAACGCUCUUGUUUCUGUCUCUCUGAUUCAUCUGAUAUUUGACAGCGAUCAGCUAUUGUCUUGCGUGGAAACAAAACUAUCAUUUAAACACAUUUUAGAGACCCAAGCCAUUCAAGAGCGAUGCAAGGACCAGAACUGGUCGACUCGAGGAGUCGAUUUCGAUUUAUUGAAGCUUGUGUCGGCUUGAUGGGCUGUUUGUGUAUCAGCUACGCAAUCUGGACACCUCGAUGGCUGGAUGACCGGGGUUUGUGGACCUCAGGGAACGAGACCAGACUGGACGACAGCUGGACCACUGAAGACAUUGCUAAAGCUCUGGAGGCCGAGAGAGUGUUUGCACUGGUGGCUUUCCUGAUGUCUGUGAGCUCUGGACUGCUGUGUCUCAUGUUUGCCCUCUGCUGGACGUCCCAAACGGUGCGUUCCUACUCCAACACUCGCUCGCUGCUGAUGGCAGGCCAGGCUAUCGACCCGACCACCCUGCUGCUGUUCACACUAGUACCCACAGGAUUUUUCUUUUUGCUCAGCUGGGGGCUUUUCACCCAUCAACACAUUGGCGAGAUCAGGGAGGACGUCGGUCGGCUCGGCCCGUCCUAUUGGCUGGGAGCGGUGGGUUGGGCUUCUCUAUUGGCCGUGCUGCCUGUGAUCUUCCUGGCAGAGAAGUUUGUGGUUCCCGACAUUCUGCCGGAGUUAAAAAAGGCUGGAGAAAUGUGGUGGAAGGCCCCGGAGAUCGCGCACGCGCGAUCUUAUAGCGAGGGUUGCCAUCGCUCGCAGCAUAAGUCUCAUCCUGACUUCAGGAGGUACUUGUCAGUGCCUUGAGCGAGAGGAAGGAGGUGGCGUGGAAAUACACAAAAAAGAAUACCCUCUUGGUCUUCUAGCCAAAUGUAUGAGCUGAGCAUAUGCCUCACAACAGGGGUCGAGGACCUGGAUGAGAAAGCUGUAACUGCUCUCUGUGAAGCAGGACACAAGGCUACAGGUCACAUGGUUCGGGGAUGGCUUUGACAGAUAUAUUUGGACGAGGAUGUUCGGAAUAUGUGACUAAUGGACCAUCAGAGUUCACAAGCUAUUUUUCUGUAGCUUUUCACAGUUGACUUUCAGAGGUGUCAACCUACAUGCUUUUUAAAAUGCAUGGUAAAUAUGCUACACGAAGGAACAAGAACAAGAAAGCACUGAAGUAGUUAAUGUCUGAUAAAGCGGCUAACGAUCGCAAUGGGAAGUGCUUAAGCAAUGCUACUGCAAAUGCAAUCAUUAGUGACACAUUUUUAAAAAGUUUUGAACCGCUAAGAUCCACUUUCCUGUAAUGCUCACUGCCAAAAAUGGUGAUCACUUCAUCCCGGAUGGUUCUGCUUCUUCUCAGUUUUGCACACAAUACUGUUUCAAUAUGUCAGAGCACUUUUAUACUGCUAACACUUUAGUGUAAUAGGGACUUCAAGGUGCUAAUGCAAAAUUAAACACUACUAGAUGGUGCUGCA